AUGAUCCGAGCGCUCCCAUGGCUGGUAUGCGCCGCCCUCCUGCUCCUGUGCGGAGGGACAGAGGAGGAUGCAUACAUGGCGAGCAGGGCAGAGACAUGGCUGAACUUGGCUUCGGUGUUCGAGCAGCGAGGGAGGACGACGGACGCUCUGCGUGCUGCUCGGACAUGCUUGCGGUUGCAGGCUGAGGACGCCAGGUGUCUGUCCAUGCAGGGACGGAUCCUCGCCGCACACCUGGGCUAUGAGCAUGUAUCCCUUGGCUACUUCAUGCGCGCCGCCAGCAUCGCUCCCUCCCUGCCAUCGCUCAUGAACCUGGGGCUCGCCUACUCGCACGUCUACGACAACAGGAGGGCAGGAGAGGCGUACGCGGCAGCGCUGGAGCACGAGGAGAGCAUUGCCGUCUGGUCUCAGUGUCUCUUCCGGCUGUGCGAGGUGAAGCAGAUGAUCUGCGAGGACUGGGGGGGUCAGGAGGAGAGGAUGAGCAUGCUGAGGAGGACAACGGAGGAGCUGAUCAGCAAGGGGAUGAAACCCAUCUCCCCCUUCCUUGCCAUGUCCCUUCCUCUCCCCCCCGAAGACAUCCUGGCCAUCACUCGCGCACAUGCUCAUCUUGCUGUGAAGGGAGCAGAGCACGAGCGGCAGUCCUCCAACCAGUCUCUUCCGUUCCCCGUGCUGCGAGCAGGUGAGAGGAGGGGGGAAGGAAGGAAGGGUGGAGCAGGAGCAGGAGCAGGAGCAGGAGCAGGAGCAGGAGCAGGAGCAGGAGCAGGAGCAGGAGCAGGAGGAGCAGGAAGAGAAGGAGUAGGAGGAGCAGGAGCAGGAGCAGGAGCAGGAGCAGGAGCAGGAGCAGGAGCAGGAGCAGGAGCAGGAGCAGGAGGAAGGAGGCUAAGAGUGGUCUACUUGAGCGCGACCUUCGAUCCUAACAAGCUCAUGAACGGCUUCCUGCGGGACGUGUGGUGGAGGCAUCCUACCAGCCAGGUAGAGGUUCACUGUGUAGCCUGGGACAUGCGGGAGGAGGGAGGAAGGCGAUGGAUCAGGGAGCAGGUAGAACACUUUCACUCAGCUGAGCACCAGUCGGAUCUUGGAGUCGCUCAGCUGGUUAACGCUCUCCAUGCUCACCUGCUCGUUGAGCUGGUCGGGUGGUACCCCGAGCAGAGGAGCGGAAUCGUAGCCCAUCGACCAUGCCGCGUGCAGUCACUGUAUCGCUUCAUCGGAGGAGGAGGAGGGAGAGGAGACAAUCUGUACAUCACAGACAGCACCUCCCUCCCUCCUGAGCUCGUCGGGCUCGUCGACGAGAAGAUCCUCUACCUUCAACCCCUCUACCUUGCCUGCGGACACGCUCGCACUUUCGCUCAGGCUGCUGCUCAGCAGCUCUCUCGACACAGAGAAGAAUUUGUCUCCAAGUACAACCUGAGUAAGGAUGCGAUCUUAAUCGGCGCUCUCAACAAAUACUACAAGAUCUCCCCGGAGCUCUGGAGCACAUGGUGCAACAUACUCCUCAGCCAUCCCCGAGUUGUUCUCAUCGUCAUCCGAUACAGGGAUAUCCAACGGCCAUACCACAGUGCUCGACAUGGCUUGGGCAGACGUCCCUGUCCUGACCUGGGCCGGCCCAUCGAAAGCUUCUCGCGUCGCCUC
Guillardia theta CCMP2712 is the source of this 1626-nucleotide messenger RNA. RefSeq lists its product as hypothetical. Gene Ontology annotation, biological process: protein O-linked glycosylation. The record is from RefSeq and is a predicted model, not a curated record. Gene Ontology annotation, molecular function: protein binding; protein N-acetylglucosaminyltransferase activity. The annotation marks the transcript as partial. NCBI's taxonomy places the organism in Eukaryota, Cryptophyceae, Pyrenomonadales, Geminigeraceae. The transcript is spliced from 13 exons.